UUCAUUCAGCAUGUAAAAUAUCAGGGUUACGAGCAGUGGGAGGUUAAACUACGCUCAGAUAAGAUUUUGUUAUUUCGUGUAUUAAAAAAUAAAUAUUUUUAAUAUUUUGCUUACGAUCAAGAUAAAUAAGAUGUCACUUAGAGAUAUCAUGUGGUUGUUGUUGUUGUAUAUAACUCCUGUUGAAUCCUUGGAUACGUUAUUACCAGAAAGACUUAAACCAGGUGAAACAGGAAAAUACAUUUACACCGAGGAUGGUGUUACAUUUAAGCAUUGCCUGUAUUGCGAUGUAACAAAGGCUUUCCAAAAUGACGAGAGUAACAAGCGCCACCAGGAAUAUCGUUGUGGGGACAAGUAUUCCAAUAUCACGGCAGAAAUAACGCCAUAUGAAAGAGACAACAAACUUUAUCCAGUUUGUAAAAUCGGAACAACUCCAGGAUGCGGGCCUCCACCAGACGACCACAAAACAGCAGACGACAAAUGGGUAUGUGAUCUGGGGUAUAGCAACGUGAAUUAUUCCGUGUAUUUCUCAUGUUCCUUAGUCAACAAACAUACGCAAGCAGUCACGUGGUCUUACUACUGCAACGAGAGUCUGCAGUGGGACGUGACAAUACGCCAGUCAAUUGAAGUAACAACGAGGACACAUACAACAGAUGGAGGCGUCUUUAAAGACGUGUUGAUAGCUGUAGGUGCGCUUCUGGUGUUACUUGUCAUCAUUCUCAGUAUAACAAUCGUCUAUAUAUUAUGUUAUAAAGGAAGACAUCGUGAUGAAGAUAGUUCACACGAUCCUGAAAGUAAGAGUGCUUUGAUGAACGUCCAAAUACCGUCACUUACAAGUGACAAAGGUCUUGAGGCCUCGACGCCCUUGAAUACUAGUAGAAGUUUCACAGGAAGUGAUAUCACUGAAUCAACAAACGCUGACGACAAACCGGAAAGCAGCGAUAUGUCGUCUAUCGAGAGGUUACCCCCUUAUGGUCAAGAGGAGACUAAAAAUACGGGGUGUCAGACUGACCUCCGAUCUCGACUCCCCAACAACAGUUUGGAAAGUCAGGUACAACAUCAUGACGAAACAGAAACACUUCCAAGAGUACGUGCAGAGAUUCAACGCUCACUGACCAGUGACAAUUGGGACUAUCAAUGUCCAGCCAGCCAUUUUCCUGAUAAAUGUCCACUUAAAAAUGCUGAUAACAACCAGGGCAGACCAAGAUGCGUCAAUGAUCUUAAUAAAGCAGACGAUAACUCUUAUCGUAAAGAGAUCGUAAGAAGUGAACGUCCAAACCCGCUCGGAAAUAUUUCAAACAACGUAUGUUCGGACUUUGGUUGUUUUGAUGACGAAGAUGACAAUCGUCACAAUACGGAACUCAAGCAAAUAGUAAAUGAACGUGUGACAGAGUGUAAGAAAAGCAACAACUGCAAAUCUCCUCAUAGUUAUCUAUCUCGGCGUAGUAAUAGAGACACCUCCCUUCUACCAUCAUUACAAGGCGGGUCCUCACAACAAUGCGAAUCUCAGCGCCCAUCACAGCGCGCAUCACAGCGCGCAGAACAAACUUUUGAAGUAACCAAUGAAAUACAGGGUGAUGAAGACAGUUUUGAAAUCAAAUCAUAUGACCUGAAAUCUUAAAAUGAAAAUAUUUCACAAAACGUUCAAAGUUUGAGGAAAAAAGAGAUUCAAAAUAACUUAUAGGGCUAAAUAGUUAUAAAUGUGCCUUUAAAAAGUAUUUUAAUGUUAAUGCAUAUAAUAUUAUUAUAAUUAUAUUUAUUUCUCAUGAACAGAUCAACUCCUACAUAAACUUGUAAAUGAAAAGAGUCAAGAACAUGCUUCUUUGACGUGAGAGUCAAUUUUUACCGUCCCUCAUAAAAUCCAAUUUGAUCUCCUCGGUUUUUAUGCUUCCAAUAGACCUCUGACAUAAUAAGGUGAAAUAUAAUUGGAACUACUUUCAGUCACAUGGUAAAAUGGCCGCCUCCAUGUGGCGCCUUUGUGAUAAACGUGAUAGAGAUAUGUUUCUUUUAUAAAGUGGAAGACGGAAUAACAGUGAUAUUUUGAAAUUGAUAAUAGUCACCUACUGAGUCAGGCAUAGACAAAGUUUGUAGAAGUUGAAGGAGAACGUUAUUAUCUUGCGAACACUGCCAUAUAACCUGGGAGAUUGCAGUAUACGUGUUUUGGCAAAUUUCGACAUAUCCGGGAAUGUUUUGGUAAGCGUCGAAAUGACUACAUGUAUUAGCAACGUCAAUUAGUGUGGGUAGAUAGAUAUACGGUACUAAAUGUUUGUCAAAGUCAAGCCGGAACACAAUGAAUAUUUCAGUGAGGAAUAUGUAUAUUUUUUAUAUAUAUCACCGACUGAAAUAUCCUAACAGCUACGCCUAACUACUAAAUGGAUAUGAUUCCGAUGACAUAUAUGUACUUAAGUGGUACAGCCAUUUGAGCCGCGCCAUGACAAAACCAACAUUGUGGGUUUGCGACCAGCAUGGAUCCAGACCAGCCUGCGCAUCCGCGAUCCAUGCUGUUCGCUUACCAACCCUAUUACAAGUAGCAAAACUGAUAGCGAACAGCAUGGAUCCUGAUCAGACUGCGCGGAUGCGCAGGCUGGUUUGGAUUCAUGCUUGUCGCAAACCCAUUAUGUUAGUUUUGUCAUGGCACGGCUCAUUUAAAAGAUGAAUUACUGUGUUACAAUAUAACAAUAUAACAAUUUAUACAUGUAUUAACGGUAUAAGUGAAUGUCUGUCGAAAUUUGUUAAGAAAAUGCACAGGUACUUGAAAUUAUAUCAAUAUUAACGAUAAUAUGCAAAAUAUACCCCCUAAAUAGUAUAGUGUUUAUUUAUACUAAAAAGGGGGUAUUUUUGGAUAUUAUUAUUAAUAUACAAUGUAAUGGUUAUUUGAUAGAAUUUCAAGUUCACGUGGAACAUGAUUACUUUCGGUGCAAACAUACGUGUAUCAGUUUACUUACAAUCAAAUUGACCUGAAUAUAUUGUUCAGUGUAUUUAUAUACAAAUGUAUUUGCUAAGUUUGAAGGCCUGCAAAUUGUUGAUCUCAAAUUGUUUUAUUGCAAAAGUGUGUUGUUUAAUCUUUGCCCGGUGCGCAUGUAUUUAUGUAUUCAUGUAUAAUAAACCUGCUGCUUUAAUUUGCCCUGCUUUAAUUUGCCCUGCUUUAGUUUUGAAACAAUCUAUAUUUAAUGAAUGGGAGUUCAGUUAGAACAAAUAUAAUUUUAAUUACAACCAGCUUUAGACAGCCCGGUGUGGUACCAAUCGAAAUUGGUCACCAUGGGGUAAACUGUAUAUUCCCAAUUUAUAUUUGCAUGUUGUUGCAGGGCAAUGGAAUGAAUCCGCUUUAAAUUAUAGUUUAAAUGUGCAGUUUAAAUGUACAGGUUUUAUAGUUAUAUGUAUGUCAUUUAUGAAUUAUGUAUUGCUUAAAUCUAUGUUUAUUAAGUUUUUUAUAUUUUUAUACCUCCAAAAUGUAAAUAGUUUGUUGUUAAUAUAUAGUGAGUAAAGUAUUGCUGAUUAAAAAUUAUAUGCUGA
Messenger RNA from Ruditapes philippinarum (Manila clam), 3510 nucleotides. RefSeq lists its product as uncharacterized. NCBI's taxonomy places the organism in Eukaryota, Metazoa, Mollusca, Bivalvia, Venerida, Veneridae. The record is from RefSeq and is a predicted model, not a curated record. Bases 131 to 1618 code for a protein of 495 amino acids. The transcript is spliced from 8 exons.